ACCAAACGAACUGUAAAUUACACUGGUAUGUUUGUAUAUAAAUAUUCCCCUCCUUCAGGCAUAGUGGCUAUUCAGAAAGACAUAUGGCAGGUCUAAGUGUAGUACUUGAAGGGUAUGGAGAUAUUGGUGGUACCAAAAGAUGUAUGACUUGUACUACAUCUUCUUCCUCACAUAUAGUUAACAAAGCCAGUGUGACAAUCAAAUCCAUGGCAACUAGUACUUGUGGGUUUCUUGAUUCUUGUUUUCUUUGCAAGCAGAAGCUUUUACCUGGUCAAGAUAUCUUCAUGUACAAGGGUGAUAGGGCAUUUUGUAGCAAGGAGUGCAGAUGCAGGCAGAUUUUUAUGGAUGAACAAGAGACUAUCAAGACAAAGCAAAAAUAUAACAAUUAGUUUUAUCCUUGCAACAUUUUGUUUUGACUACUACUAUUGUGUUAUGUUCUUAGCUAAAGACAAAGCACAAUAGAGGCAAAAAAUUCAUACAAGUGAUAUCUACGAAUCAGUUUUAGUUUUGUUAAAUAACUUAUAUUAUUAUUAUUAUAUUUAUUUACAUAUAUUUAACUUA
This is a messenger RNA of Lycium barbarum (goji berry), 561 nucleotides long. Its product is annotated as FCS-Like Zinc finger 15-like. Bases 84 to 389 code for a protein of 101 amino acids. The transcript is spliced from 2 exons. The record is from RefSeq and is a predicted model, not a curated record. NCBI's taxonomy places the organism in Eukaryota, Viridiplantae, Streptophyta, Magnoliopsida, Solanales, Solanaceae.